UGCCAUGGCCAUUGUUGGCGCUUUGAAGAAAACAAUGGCGUCUCCCCCUUGGCGCAAUCUCUUCAGUCGUCGCAUGUCCUCGUUUUUCUUCGACCCCCCUCCUCCUCUUCGUUCUCGCAGAGUCGUCGUCACUGGGUUGGGCAUGGUGACGCCAUUGGGCUGCGGAGUGGAGACGACGUGGAAGAGACUCAUAGAAGGCGAGUGCGGCAUAAGGGCACUGACCCAUCAAGAUAUCAAGAUGAACGGCUUUGAUUCAGACACCCAAUCGUACACCUUCGACCAGCUCACCUCCAAAGUUGCUGCAAUCGUACCCUGUGGAACCGAACCAGGUGAAUUCAACGAGGAACUGUGGCUCAAUUCCAAGGAUCAUCGUUCAAUGGCGAGAUUUAUUGGGUAUGCAAUGUGUGCUGCUGAAGAAGCACUUAAAGAUGCUAAUUGGAUGCCUACUGAGCCCGAAGAGAGGGAAAGAACGGGUGUCUCAGUUGGUGGGGGAACUGGAAGUAUCAGUGACAUAUUGGAUGCUGCACAAAUGAUUUGUGAGAAGCGUAUUCGACGUCUUAGUCCUUUCUUCAUUCCUCGGAUACUAAUCAACAUGGCAUCUGGUCAUAUCAGCAUGAAAUAUGGAUUUCAGGGACCAAAUCAUGCUGCAGUAACAGCUUGUGCUACUGGAGCACAUUCUCUGGGUGAUGCCACAAGGAUGAUUCAGUUUGGAGAUUCAGAUGUUAUGGUGGCUGGAGGCACAGAGUCUAGCAUUGAUGCUUUAUCAAUAGCAGGAUUUUGCAAGUCAAGGGCCUUGACCACGAAAUACAAUUCCUCCCCACAAGAAGCAUCACGACCUUUUGACUGUGGUCGGGAUGGGUUUGUAAUCGGUGAAGGUUCUGGUGUUGUGGUUUUGGAGGAGCUUGAGCAUGCAAAGAAUCGAGGAGCAAAAAUAUAUGCAGAAAUUCGUGGUUAUGGCAUGUCAGGUGAUGCGUAUCAUAUUACUCAACCACAUACUGAUGGAAGAGGUGCCAUUCUGGCCAUGACACAUGCCCUUAGACAGUCAGGCCUUCAUCCUAAACAAGUGGAUUAUGUAAAUGCACAUGCUACGUCGACACCUUUGGGUGAUGCAAUAGAAGCCAAUGCUAUCAAAACCAUUUUCUCUGACCAUGUGACAUCAGGUGCUUUAGCAUUGUCCUCCACCAAGGGAGCUGUUGGUCAUCUCCUUGGUGCGGCUGGAGCUGUUGAAGCAAUAUUUUCUAUUUUGGCCAUACACCAUGGAAUUGCACCACCAACGCUUAAUCUGUCACAACCAGAUCCAGUAUUUAAGGAUGCUUUCAUGCCUCUGACAACUUCAAAGACCAUGCCAAUAAGAGCAGCUUUGUCAAACUCUUUUGGCUUCGGAGGAACAAAUGCAUCCCUGUUGUUUACAUCUGCUCCUUGACAAAAUGGUUGACAAAAUGGUUGACAACAUAUCUUCACUAACAGAACCGACAGUGAGGAGGAACUGUGAUGAACGGAAAUAAGUGAAAUAUUUUGCUCGGACAAACAGAAUGUCGGGGGAUCGACUGUAAACGGCCGCCAGACGGAGGAGACGUAGCCCCGUGCCCCUGCCACGGACUAUCGUUGUUUUCUCUUGCUGCUUGGCUACGCCGGCUAGUGUGUUUUCUCUCAUGUAUUAUUCUCUCCCCUUAGAGUUUAAUUUCAUGUCCUUAAUACUUGUUGGGUAACUGAAUAAGCUAUAACGGGCACAUAGAAAUCAUGAGAGCGCUUUUUUUCUCACUGACAA
Molecule: messenger RNA, 1768 nt
Organism: Malus domestica (apple)
Lineage: Eukaryota; Viridiplantae; Streptophyta; Magnoliopsida; Rosales; Rosaceae
Product: 3-oxoacyl-[acyl-carrier-protein] synthase, mitochondrial
Biological process (GO): fatty acid biosynthetic process
Cellular component (GO): mitochondrion
Molecular function (GO): 3-oxoacyl-[acyl-carrier-protein] synthase activity
Source: RefSeq, a predicted model, not a curated record